AUGGCGGCUCAGGCAGCAGCAGCACUGUUGGAUGAAUUAAUGGGAAGAGAUAGAAAUUUGCAGCCUACAGAGAAGAGGAGUGAAUUGAAAUGGGACGAUCCAGAGGUUUGUAAAUAUUUCCUGUGUGGAUUUUGUCCUCAUGAACUAUUUGUUAAUACUAGAGCAGAUCUUGGUAAUUGUGAAAAAAUUCAUGAUGAUGUUUUAAAAAAAGAGUAUACAAAGAGUAGUCGUUUUGAAAAGAUGGGAUAUGAAGAAGAAUUUAUGAGAUUCCUCCAAACUUUGAUUUCUGAUGUGGAAAGGAGGAUUCGAAGAGGACAUCAACGCUUAGCUUUAAACAGUACCCAGGGAACUCCUUCUAGCAAUGCAGCUGCACUAAAGGAAGAAAAAGUAGCUAUGUUAACAGAACGGAUCAAUGAGUUAGUCCAGCAGGCUGAAAAUUUAGGUUGUGAAGGCAAAGUUGAAGAGGCUCAAGGUGUGAUGAAGUUGUGUGAUCAGUUGAGAGAAGAGCGUAAAGCAUUAGAAAAUAGCCGGCAGAUUAAUCAAACUCCGGAAAGUGAAAAGACGAUGGAGGUGUGCAAUGUAUGUGGUGCAUUGCUUGUCGUAGGAGAUAUCCAGCAACGUAUUGAUGAGCAUAUCAUGGGAAAGCAGCAUUCUGGUUAUGCAAGAAUUAGAACUUAUGUUGAAGAGAGAAAACAAGUUAGUAAACUUGGUCCUUUUUUUUUUUUCUUUUCUUUUUUUUUUCUUUUCUUUUUUUUUUCUUUUCUUCUUUUUUUUUUUUUUCUUUUUUUCUUUUCUUCUUUUUUUCUUUUUCUUCUUUUUUUCUUUUCUUCUUUUUUUUCUUUUUUCUUUUCUUCUUUUUUUUCUUUUCUUCUUUUUUUUCUUUUCUUCUUUUUUUCUUUUCUUCUUUUUUUCUUUUCUUCUUUUUUUCUUUUCUUCUUUUUUUCUUUUCUUCUUUUUUCUUUUCUUCUUUUUUUUCUUUUCUUUUUUCUUUUUCUUCUUUUUUUCUUUUCUUUUCUUCUUUUUUUUUUUUUCUUUUUUUUCUUUUCUUCUUUUUUCUUUUCUUCUUUUUUUCUUUUCUUCUUUUUUUUUUCUUUUUUCUUUUCUUCUUUUUCUUUCUUCUUUUUCUUUCUUUUUUUUUCUUCUUUUUUUCUUUCUUCUUUUUUUUCUCUUCUUCUUUUCUUCUUUUUUUUUUUUUCUUUUCUUCUUUUUUCUUCUUCUUCUUUUUUCUUUCUUCUUCUUCUUUUCUCUUCUUCUUUUUUCUCUUCUUCUUCUUUUUUUUUCUUCUUCUUUUCUCUUCUUCUUUUUUUUCUCUUCUUCUUCUUUUCUCUUCUUCUUUUUUUCUCUUCUUCUUUUUUCUCUUUUUCUUUUCUUCUUUUUUCUUCUUCUUCUUUUUCUUCUUCUUCUUUUUCUCUUCUUCUUUUUCUUUUCUUCUUUUUUUCUUCUUCUUCUUUUCUUCUUCUUCUUUUCUUUUCUUCUUCUUCUUUUUUUUUUUCUUCUUUUUUCUUCUUCUUUUUCUCUUCUUCUUUUUCUCUUCUUCUUCUUUUCUCUUCUUCUUCUUUUCUCUUCUUCUUUUUUCUUCUUCUUCUUUUUUUCUUUUCUUCUUCUUCUUUUCUUCUUCUUCUUUUCUCUUCUUCUCUUUUUCUUUUCUUCUUCUUUUUUCUCUUCUUCUUCUUUUCUCUUCUUCUUCUUUCUCUUCUUUCUUCUUUUCUCUUCUUCUUCUUUUUCUCUUCUUCUUCUUUUUUUUCUUCUUCUUUUUUUCUCUUCUUCUUCUUUUUCUUCUUCUUCUUCUUUUUUCUUCUUCUCUUUUCUUCUUCUUUUUUUUCUCUUUCUUUUUUUCUCUUCUUCUUUUUUUUCUCUUCUUCUUUUUUCUCUUCUUCUUCUUUUUUCUUCUUCUUCUUUUCUUUUCUUCUUCUUCUUUUCUCUUCUUCUUCUUUUCUCUUCUUCUUUUUCUUCUUCUUCUUUUCUCUUCUUUUUCUUUUUCUUCUUUUCUUUUCUCUUCUUUUUCUUUUUUUUCUUCUUCUUCUUCUUUUCUCUUCUUCUUCUUUUCUUCUUCUUCUUUUUCUUUUCUUUUCUUCUUCUUUUCUCUUCUUCUUCUUCUUCUCUCUUCUUCUUCUUCUUCUUCUUUUCUCUUCUUCUUCUUUUCUUUUCUUCUUCUUUUCUCUUCUUCUUCUUCUUCUUUUUCUCUUCUUCUUCUUUUUCUCUUCUUCUUCUUUUUCUCUUCUUCUUCUUUUUCUCUUCUUCUUCUUUUUCUCUUCUUCUUCUUUUUCUCUUCUUCUUCUUUUUCUCUUCUUCUUCUUUUUCUCUUCUUCUUCUUUUUCUCUUCUUCUUUUUUCAGAAUACCUGACAUUUAAAAAAACGAUUAUUAAAAAAAAAUUCAGUCUAUGUCGGUGUCACACGAGAAGAAGCCGAAGUCGAAGCAGAGAGAGGAAACGACGUUCUAGAAGUCGAAGUAGUCGUCACCGACACAGAUCUGGUAGUAAAGAGAAACACAAAAGCAGUCGACGACACCGUUCAAGGAGUCACUCAAGCUCUAGAAGUCAUUCAUCUCGUCAGCUUAAUCAUCGUAGUCGCAGAUCACGUAGUCGGGAGCUGAAAAACAGGUCUGACAGCAAAGAAUCAAAAUAUCACUCUAGAAGCCCAGAUUCAAAGACUAGUUCUCCCGGACAGGAGUUCAAUAAGCAUCGGUCCAGAAGCAGAGAUUCCAAACGCCGUUCUGGCAGCAAGGAGUCAAGACAUCAUUGCCAAAAUCAGGACAGAAAGCGUCGUUCGACUAGCAUUGAUUCUAAGCAUCUGUCCAGCAGCAAUAGUGAAAGAAAGUUCCUGCACUUAGAGAAUGACAAGCGAGGGAUGUACAAUGAUUGUGACAUUGAACAAAUGGAAGAGAUGCAAUUUGACAACCUGCUUCUGACCCGUCUUUUACAGCAUUUUCUGAUUCUCAACCACAAAUGGCUCAAAACUUUUUGCAAACUAUAUUGCUCGCUAACAGCUGUUGUUUGUUCAUUUACAUCUAUUGGUAUGAAUACGCGUUUGGAGUGUAAUAGCAGCUGCCAGAGAUACAGUUUUAUAUUGAGUGAAGCAGCAACAUCAUCACUCAAUGCCAUCUUGGCUAUCACCAUUAUCAUCACCGCCAAACAGCUACCACCACCAAUGCCUGAAACUGAUGAUUAUGAUACUGAUUUAGUCAUUUCUUUUUUCUUUUUCCUUUUUUUUUCCCCUUUUUUCUUUCUUUUCCCCCCUCUUUUUUCCCCCUUUUCCCUUUUUUUUCUUUUUUUUUUCCCCUCUCUUUUUUUCCCCUUUUUCUUUUCCCUCUCUUUCUUUUCCCCCCUUUCCCUCUCUUUCUUUUUCCUCUUUCUUUUCCCCUCUCUCUUUUCCCCUCUCUUUCUUUUCCCCUCUUUCUUUUUCCCUCUCUUUCUUUUCCCUCUCUUUCUUUUCCCCUCUCUUUUUUCCCCUCUCUUUUUUUCCCCUCUCUUUCUUUUCCCUCUCUUUUUUUUCCCUCUCUUUCUUUUUCCCCUCUCUUUCUUUUUCCCCUCUCUUUCUUUUCCCCUCUUUUCUUUUCCCCUCUUUCUUUUUCCCCUCUCUUUCUUUUUCCCCUCUCUUUCUUUUUCCCCUCUCUUUCUUUUUCCCCUCUCUUUCUUUUUCCCCUCUCUUUCUUUUUCCCCUCUCUUUCUUUUCCCCUCUUUCUUUUUCCCCUCUCUUUCUUUUUCCCCUCUCUUUCUUUUUCCCCUCUCUUUCUUUUUCCCCUCUCUUUCUUUUUCCCCUCUCUUUCUUUUUCUUUUCCUUCUUUUUCCCUCUCUUCUUUUCCUCUCUUUCUUUUCAAGACUGUAUUAA
This is a messenger RNA of Acanthosepion pharaonis, 3828 nucleotides long. The record is from the annotation of a GenBank genome assembly. NCBI's taxonomy places the organism in Eukaryota, Metazoa, Mollusca, Cephalopoda, Sepiida, Sepiidae.